Molecule: messenger RNA, 3564 nt
Organism: Pneumocystis jirovecii RU7
Lineage: Eukaryota; Fungi; Ascomycota; Pneumocystomycetes; Pneumocystales; Pneumocystaceae
Exons: 18
Coding region: 1-3564 (1187 amino acids)
Biological process (GO): transcription initiation at RNA polymerase II promoter
Cellular component (GO): transcription factor TFIID complex
Molecular function (GO): chromatin binding; RNA polymerase II general transcription initiation factor activity; metallopeptidase activity
Source: RefSeq, a predicted model, not a curated record
AUGUCUGAAACUGAUACCCAUGAAACUUGGGUUGGUAGAGGUUUUAACAUAGCACAUCAAAAAGUAGUAAUUGAUAUAAAUUUUAUGAAUUAUGAAUUAAGGGGAUAUACGGAAAUAACGAUUCUUCCAACAGAUCCUUUACUUCGAAAAAUUAGAAUCAAUGCAUUUGAUUGUGAUAUAGAAAGUGUAUUUGUUAAUGAAGUGACCGCUACUUUUGAAUAUAUAUUAUCAAAAAACGAAUUAAAACUAUAUAAACGAUCUAAUGUCCAUCAUCAUCAUUUGUUAAAAAAAAAAUUUGAAGCGUUUCAAAAAGCGCUUGAGCAUGGGAAUCUAACUAUAAAUAUUCCAAAAUCUGAGCCUAAAAAAGCAAAUGAAAAUACGAUACAAACGGAAAUAAAGGAUAUCGAUGAUUCAAAUACUCCAACUACACAAAAAGAUGCAUUUUUUUCCCUUUUUUCUCCAAUUAUUAUAAAGAUUAAUUAUUCAGUAAAAAAUCCAUCAGCAGGACUAAAUUUUGUAGGAUGUGAAAUAAAUGAUGAUAAAUAUCCUCAUGUCUAUACAACACAUGUACCAAUAUCAGGUGCCACAUCUAAUUGGUUACCUUGCAUUGAAGGAAUUUGGGAUAGAUGCACCUGGGAUUUUGAGAUAACUGUUCCAAAAACAUUACGCGAUAUGUGGAUUCUUUCUGAUUCAUCUAAUUUAUCGAAUGGUAAUAAUUUAUGUUCAAAUAAUAGCAAUACAGAUAAAGAUGACAUAUUGAGUCAGCCAUAUAAUCAAUUAGAGUUCAAGGUUAUAUGUAGUGGUGAUCAACUUGAUGAAUUUACUACUCCUGAAAAUAUUCAUAAAAAAACAGUUUGUUUUAGCCUUGGAUCCCUCGUUAGUUCGCAAUAUAUUGCAUUUGUUGUAGGUCCUUUUGAAGAAAUAAAUCUUACAAAUUUUCGUGAUACCGAUAAAGACGAUACAAUGGGCUCUAGUGCAGUAGAAGUAUUAGGGUAUUGCUUACCUGGAAGGGUUACAGAGCUGAAGAAUUCAUGCAUGUUUAUAUACAAAGCCAUUGACUUUUUUGUUCAAGAAUAUGGCUCAUAUCCUUAUAAUAUUUUUAAACUAUGUUUUGUUGAUGAUCAUCCUACAUCAGCAGUAUCAUGUGCAUCAAUGGUUAUUGCCAAUAAUAACCUUUUAUUCCCUCCUGAUAUCGUUGAUCCGAUUUAUUCCACAACCAGAACUCUUACAUUUACACUAGCAAGUCAAUGGAUUGGUGUAAACAUAGUGCCUAAACACUGGAACGAUAUUUGGUUAACAAUUGGGCUUGCUUAUUAUAUUACUGAUUUGUUUCUUUGCAAGUUAAUGGGUAAUAACGAUUAUAGGUUUAGGCUAAAAAAGGCGGUUGAGAAAGUAUGUGAAGAAGAUAUUGGAAGACCCGCAUUAUCUGAUCCUCAGUUAACACUACCUAUUGAUCCUUUUUCUAUUGAAUUUAUAUCGCUUAAAGCACCUGUCGUGUUAUAUAUUUUAGAAAAACGAUUAACAAAAUCAGGAGCAUCAUGGGGAUUAUCACGUAUCAUUCCCAAAUUAUUUCUUCAGGCUAUGGGUGGAACCUUGGCAAAUAAUGCGUUAAGCACAUCCCAUUUUUUGAAAAUUAGUGAAAAAGUUAGUCGAGUAUCUUUGGAUGUAUUUGCACAACAAUGGAUUCAUGGUAGAGGUUAUCCAAGACUAAGAGUUAUACAACGCUUUAAUCGCAAAAAAAUGUUAAUUGAAAUUGGUAUUCGCCAAGUUCAAGAUAUUGAAACACCUCCUAAGUCUCUUACUGUUACCGAUUUUUUCAACGAUGCAAAAUUUCAUGCUAAUAAUAUAUCAAAUUCAACUUUUCCUAUCUUUACGGGAACAAUGACUAUUCGAAUUCAUGAAGCUGAUGGAACUCCAUAUGAUCACGUUGUUGAAUUAAAAGAGGCAUUUACAAAACUAGAUAUACAAUAUAAUAUAAAAAAUAAAAGAUUUAGAAGAAAUCAAUCUAAAAAGCAAAAGAAAGAUAUGAUGGAUAUUGAUGGAGUAGGUGAUAUCGAUAAUGACAAUGAUUUUAGUGUUCAAUGUUUUGGUGAUAUUCUUCAAUCAGAACAAGAAAUAAAAAAUUGGAAACUUGAGGAUUGGCUAAAAGAAGAUGAAGAAAUGAUGUCAGAAGAAGCUUUUGAAUGGAUUCGUUUAGAUGCAGAUUUUGAAUGGAUUUGUAUAAUAUGGGUAAAUCAGCCAGAUUAUAUGUAUUUUUCACAACUUCGACAAGAUCGAGAUGUUAUAGCACAAUAUGAAGCUAUACAAUAUUUUUCUAAUUCUAAAGGAAAUUGUAUAUAUUCUAGUAUACUUCUAAGAACAUUAAUGGAUUCUCGAUACUAUUAUGGAAUUAGAUGUGAAGCUGCAUUAGCCUUAGUAAAGUGUGCAACUGAAGAUUUAGAUUGGAUUGGAUGGUACCAUCUUUUUAAAGCAUUCCAAACAAAUUACUGUUUUCCAAAUUCUUCAAUAUCAAAAAGUAAUAACUUUAGUAAUCUAUCAGAGUAUUAUGUACAAUGCAUCAUCCCUAUAGCUAUGUCGAAAAUUCGAGAUAAAAAAGGAAAUUCAUUGAUACAAAUAAAGAAAUUUCUUAUUGAUCUUUUACGAUACAACGAUAAUUCUUCAAAUGAAUAUUCUGAUUGUUAUUACAUUUGUACACUUCUUAAUUCUUUGGCAUCAACAUUGAUUACUGAAAAUAAAGAGUCUUUUGAAUUCAAUUUUGCUAUGAAUGAUCCAGAAAAUAAGAACAUUAUAGAUACAGCAUUGUCUGAAAUUGAGCGUUUUCAACGAAUAGACCAAUUAUUGCCUUCAUUUCAGAAUAUAAUAUCAAUUACUUCUUUAAAAAUAAAAUAUCUUUUGUCAAAAGCAGGAAUUAUCCCUUUAAAUUUUCAAGAAAUUUUACCAUAUACUCAUUCAGCAAAUUAUGAUUUAGUUAGACUUACAGCAUUUGAUGUUCUUUUAAAAUUAGGAGGUCUUCGACAAAGUCCUUUUACUUAUUAUGUUUUUUCUACUAUAUCUAGUGAUAGAUCACCUGCUAUUCGACGUUAUCUUUCAUUUUCUAUUUCUGAAGCUCUUGCUUUAAUGGCAUUAAAUGAUCAGCAGAGCCAGAUACCUAUUAUAACAGCAGAACAAAUGAUUAUAGAAGAUGAUGUUGACAAAGCGAUUGAAGAAAAGAAAAGGGUCCUUGUUCGAGCAAAUAUUAGUGGAGCAAUUACAGCACUCAAACAAGAGAUUAUGGAAGAAGAGACUUUAAAGGAACAAUUAUGGGCAUCUUUAAAUUCUGAAAAACUGGAAUAUAUUAUUCGACUUAAUUUCUUAAAUAUCGUAAGUCUCUUAUUUGAUCCUAAAGAAUCAAGACUUAUUACAUUGAAAAUUCCAAACACUAAACCUAAAUUGACUGCACAAAUCAUUGGAGAGGGAAAAUUAAUUAUUCGUAAAGAAACAUUAACGAACAAAAAACUUCCAGAAGGCAAACGAUUACCAAAAAUCAAAAUCAAAAUUGGCAAUACAAAACAAUCACUAGAAUAA